Molecule: messenger RNA, 16375 nt
Organism: Lymnaea stagnalis (great pond snail)
Lineage: Eukaryota; Metazoa; Mollusca; Gastropoda; Lymnaeidae
Source: the annotation of a GenBank genome assembly
GAAUUUUCGUUCCGGGUCGCGAUUCACGAAGGGAAAGAAAGCUUACUGCUUUUUCGGAGCUGGAUAUAUAUGAUUGCCGCUUACUUAUUGAGUUAUUGACUAGGCUUACAUACCUGAAACACUAUAUUUGACCAUGGAGAGACGGCGAAGACGUACGGAUUCUCUUAGCGAUGAUGAAGAUGGUAAGUUGAUUUUACUUUUGACCUAAUUUUUGUAUUGUUGUGACUUGAGUUUAUAUUAAUAACUUGCCCAGGCCCAGUGCUUCCCAUUUAAAGUACCAAACAACAAUAACCUGUUAUCGAUUAGGAUAAUGAAGUAUUUGUUAUGAAUACAAAUAUUAUUAAAUAUAACCAUAAACCAUCCUCAGGUCAAUCAUGAAUAUGAUGGCUGAUACUGAUGUCCCAGCAGGCCUAUAACUAUUGAUGUGCCUAUUCCGACCAGGCUACCAGAAGUGAGAGGUUGGAAUUAAAAAAUGUUGAAAAUAUUAUUGUUGUGUUUGUAAGAUAAAAUUGGUAUCGAAUAAAAGAUAAUUGAAUGGACUAUAUGUUUGUAAACUUAAUUUUUCAGUUUAACUAAAAUAACCUACAACAAAUGACAUCCGAAUAGCAUUUAGUCAAAAUGGACCCGGACACGCAUCUCUGCUAUUUGGAACCAGGUCCCUUUCGACUAAAUGCUAAUCGGAUCUCAUUUGUGGUAGUUUAAAACACUGAUAGUCCAUUAAAUUAUCUUUCAUUUGAUACAAAAUUUUGUCAUACAACCAUACAAUAAUAUUUUAAAUAUUUUUUAAUAAACCCAACCUCUCACUUCUGAUACCGGGUCCAAAUAGCCGCAGCCAGUAUAGCCUAAAUUUAAAUAUAUUAAUAUUCAAUGUAUCAAUACUAAAUAUUACUACUGAUGUGGACAGUAAAUGUCAGCCCUAAAAGGCUAAAAUUAAGUUUCCUAUUUCUACACUAUUAUUAAUUAUAUUAUUUAUAUCAAUAAUUAUGUAAUUGUAGAUCAGAUCAAUAUAUUUAAAUUUAAUGAUUUUUACGCUAAAGCACACAAUUUGUGCCAUGAAAUCAUUUACGUGGUUUAUAUAGCUCAAUGUUAGUAGUAGUAGGUUUAGGCGUUUAGGGAUAGGCUUAGGGUUCAGGUUAGGUUUAGGGAAAAGGAUUGAGUUUAGGGUGACUUUUCAUGUGUCGUGGCAACUAAGAUGGCGGCCGUGGCGCGGAUUGUUUGAAUAAACUGAUUGUUAUUAUAAAUAUAACCCUAAACCAACCGCAAGUUCCGGUCAAUCAUCAUACCGGCAGGUACUUGGGCAAAAUUUUCAAAAUGAAGUUAUAGCUUUAAGAAUUAGUUUAAUAUGGCCUGAAAAUUCAAUUCAUUAAUACCAAAUUUAUGGUUGUAGGUCGAUUCUAAAGAAAAUUAUGAUUUUUUUUCGUGAAUUAUUUUGGGAUAGCUCUGUUAAUUGAGACAUAUAGGAAAACAUAAAUGUGACUAAAAUAUAAACUGGGCAGAGAUUUGAGAUACAAUUUUGAAAAUAUAAUACAAUUGUUGGGGUAGGUUGGUGGGGGGGGGGGGAUUUUUAUUUGCCCAUUCUUAUUAUGUAAUUGUCGAUGCUUUAAAAAGUGGUUAUCAUGAAAAUCACAACUGGUGGCUGGUGGAGACUGCACGAGAAAUUGAAUUGUAGACUUAGGUUAUUUUUAACUUGAUAUAUUUUUAAUUAAAAAAUUCUUGAUUAAAACUAGGAAGAAACAGUAUUGUUUUGCAUCCCAUUCUCUUUAAAAUGAUAUAUCACUCAACCUAUUUAAUACAGAAAUGACAGCAAACCACAUUUUCCCCCCAACACAUAUGCAAUGUUUACAUUUUGAAGUGGACAAAAAGUUGAACAAAGGGCACAUAACUUUGCAAGGAUUUGACACUGACAGAAAACUAAUUUACCCAAGUACCUGAAUAUGGUGACUGUUGUUUGUUUACCCAAAAAUUAAAUGAACUUUUUUUAGUCAUCUGUGUAUGCAAAUUAAACAAAAUGAGUCAAAUGGGUGAUCAUGCCAAUCAGCACUAUAAUUAUGAAACUUACCCUUACAUGUGACAUGUUAAAUGGAUGUGGGCUGUGAUAAUUUAUAAUUUUUUGUUAUUAUUAACCUAAGCUACUAAGUUAAAAUGGAUCAGGGUAGCCCUGGUAGGCCUAGGAAUAAGUGCAGCAAUUUUGAAAAUAUACCAACUCAAAUCAUUAGGAAGAAUUAGGCUGUUAAGGCCAAUUAUGCAUACUUCUUAGUCAUUAAUUUAUUUUCUGGUAACUAAACAAUUGCUUUGAUUUUGUGAAAUAAAAUCUUUGUUCUUUUUAUGGUCAUUUUUUGUGGUAUAGGCCUUAGUAUUGGCAUGUUUCAAGCUUUUUGCAGAGUAAAACUAAUUUCAACUUUUUGGGGGACAUAUCAGAUAUUUUGUACAUUAGGACCAUUAUUAUUGUGCAUCAUUCAGAUGACAGAGGUCGUAAACGAAGAAGAAUUGCAACAGAUGGUGUUGACAUAGAAGACAGGCUCGAAUCUCUGAUUACAAGAGUCGGUGAAAAGGUAGAUUAAAAAUGAUAACAAUUAAAUUAAUCAAUAAAAAGAGUUCUUUAACAUUAAAUAUAAUCUUGAAAUUACUAUAGGGGGGGAAAAAAAUUUGGUUAAUUUUUUUUACGCAGUGAUCACAAUGUUUGAAAGUGGCUAUUGAAAUUGGCUUAUUAAUUAAUAACUGUUUGUUUGUUUGUUGAAACGUUGUGAAUCUAAUUCACUUUAUACUUGUUUUGUAGAGUACAUCAUCUCUUGAAAGCAAUCUGGAAGGCCUGGCAAGUGUUCUUGAGGCAGACAUACCAAAUUACAAACAUCAGAUAAUGAAAAUUUUAUGCCAGUGGUAGGAGAUUUAUCAAUAAUAAUUUAAACAUUUACAAAUGAUAUAAAACGGAAAGAAAAACUAAAUUCUUUUUUUUUUUUAAAUCCCAUUAUUUUCUAUUAUGAUAGAUGAUAAUUUAACCCCACUAUUUUUCAAUUGCAAUAAAUAAGAAAGCUAAAAUUUCACUGUUCACAUUUUUUAACCAUAAGGAACAAACAGAACUUAAAAUUUCUUUAAAUGGUAUGUGCUGUUAAAUAGUUUCAUACUUCAUAAACCAGUGUCACAAAAAUAGUGUAAGGGUAUUGAUAAUCUCUUUGUAAUAUUUCAGUGUUGUUAGUUUACCUGAGAAAUUGACUGUUUACACAACCCUUGUUGGACUGUUGAAUGCUAAAAAUUACAAUUGUGGAGGAGAGGUUUGCUAUAGCUCUAAUUAUCAUUUGUUUUAUAAUAAUUAUUAUAUUAUUAAUUAUCGCUAUUUUGAAUAUUUAGAGCUACUUUAUAUUUUGGCCUACUGGAUUAAAUCUGAUCAGUUCAAAUAGCAACUGCUAUUUGUCAAGGUGUUUUUUUUUUUCAUAAAAUUAUUUAUUCAUUGAAAUAAAUUUGCUAUUAUUUUAACAGUUCGUUCACUAUGCGCAUUUACUUUUUAAAUUAGAUUAAAAUCUUUUAAAUUAUGUCCUUGUAUAAAACAAAACUAGUCAUCUGCUACUUUUAUUCUAAUCUACUUAAAAUUCUUUUAAUAGUUUAUAGAAAUGCUUGUUCGCAACUUGAAGGAAGCUCUCAAGACAGGGGAGUUUGAGAAUGCAAGAAUGAUGGUAAGUUCAUUUAAGAGUUUCAAAGCAUAAGAAGUCUUAACCUCAUCGUUUUAACUUCUUAAGACCUGUCUAAUUCUUGGAGUCAUAAAAUAUCUGGUGUUGGUUUUAAAAAUCAAAUUUAAAAAUAAUUUAAUGAACCCUGUAUUUGCAACUAAAUGGAUAGUUGCUUCAACAUGAUGAAAUUAAGGUAAAGCAAAUCGAUGUGGUCAUCACACUUAAUAAAAUCAGGCAAAUAUUGUCAUCACAUUAUAAAUCCAGGCCUCCAUAUGCAUUAACUUAAGAAAUAUAUCAGGCCAGACCAUCUGAAAUGUCAGCAAUAUUAAUCAGUGAUUUUCAUAUCUUAAUAUGGAAUAAAAACCAAAAUGAAUCAAUGAGAAUAUAGGCUCAUUUUUUUUUAUAAUUGAAAGCUUAAAAUGUAAUUUAUUGCAAUUACAGACAUCUAUUUCCUAUAAAAGUUUCCAGUCUUUCCUAAUAUUUAAUAAAAUUACCUACUUAAAUCCAUGAUUGUCUUAAUCAGUAUUCAUACUAAAAUAUAAGUCAAAAUGCCAAAUUUCAUCUAUCGUUAGAAAUGGCACAAAGGCCACAAUUUCCCAACAAAUAAAAAAUCAAGAUUUGCUGGUUCAUCACAUAACCUCAACACACACUUACAAUAACAAAAUCAAGAUUUACUGGUUCCUCACAUAACCUUAACACACACUAACAAUAACAAAAUCAAGAUUUGGUGGUUCCUUACACAUAAUCAUAACCUCAACACACACUAACAUUAACAAAAUCAAGAUUUGCUGGUUCCUCACGUAACCUCAACACACACUAACAUUAACAAAAUCAAGAUUUGCUGGCUCCUCACAUAACCUCAACACACACUAACAAUAACAAAAUCAAGAUUUACUGGUUCCUCACAUAACCUCAAUACACACUAACACCUCUCAUUGCAGGAUGUAGUUUUAUACUGACCUCAAGCCAGUAUUUGAUUACCUGCUAAAAAGUCAAAUAUAUACCAACAAAAAUCUUUAUUAACAUACCUGAUCCAAGUCUGCUAGUUUUUUAUAUACAGUAAGUUUUUAAGUAUUGUGGGGAGCAAAAAGGUUUCCAUAAGUGACCAAUUUAUAUGAAUACAUUUUUUUCAUUUCUUUCAAAACUUUGCUUUAACUUAUUUGACAGGUGCGUUUUCUAUCUGAUUUGGUGAACUGCCAUGUUCUAGUUGCUGCAUCUCUUCUUCAAAUGUUUGAUAGUUUUGUGGAGGUCACUUUGGAAGACAAUAUUCCACAGGUUAUUGAAGUUAAAUUUUUAAUUCAAAAUAAAGUAUAAAAUAUGAGCUAUUGUUGUCCUUGAACACACACCCACUAAAUUAUGAGACAAGUAGUCUCAGUAGUUCUAUAAAUCUUUGAAUAUAUAAAUAAUCUUUUUUUUGUUGUUUUUGUAGGUCAGAUCUGAUAUUUAUGUAUAUUUGGUACUGUCAGCAUUACCAUGGGUGAGUAAUACGUAACAAUUUUGUGUUUGCAAUUAAAAUAAUGUUAAAAGUUUUAAGAAUGUAUGUUCAAUUUAUAAUUUUAUGUACAUUUCUUACCUUUUCAUGUGCAUUUAAGUUCGCUUAGUAACAUCAAAAGCAAAACUGAAUAUUUCUAACUAUUUUUAAAAACCCUUUUUUUUUUCUCUUGAACUUGACAUUUUUCUUCAAAAAAUUAUUGUUUGUUUUUUGCAACCCCCCCUUUUUUUCAUCUAAUAGGUUGGACGUGAGCUUUUUGAGAAGAAAGAAAAUGAGCUAAACAGCAUGUUGGUUACCAUUGAAAAUUAUUUAAGGUAUGUUUUUUUUUUUUUUUUAAAGAUAAGAAUAAGAAAAUUGUUAAUAUUGUAAUGAUAACGGUUGUAAACAGCAUGUUGGUUACCAUUGAAAAUUAUUUAAGGUAUGUUUUUUUUUUUUUUUAAAGAUAAGAAUAAGAAAAUUGUUAAUAUUGUAAUGAUAACGGUUGCUUGAGUCGUCUGACUAAUAAAUUAUUAUAGUCCAAACAUUUUUAUUUAUUUAAUUUUUUUCAUAGUCCAAACAUUAAUAAAACAAUAUUUUAUUUUAAAUUCAAUAUCUCUUCCAACCACGUAUAGCACUCUUGAUUCAAUGAUAUAUUGUGUUUGGUGUUAACUUUUGUCUAAAAAAUAUCAUUAAUCUUUACAAAAAUCAUUACAUUUUAAUUUUCUAGCAAAAGACAAAAGGUUCAUCUUCCUGCAUUGCGAGUUUGGCUUAAUGAAGGACCACAUCUCCAAGAAGAAGUAAUAUAUAUAUAUAUAUAUUUUAAAAAAAAUUUAAUAAUUUUUUUUUGCUUAAAAAUUUAGAAGUUAUUUUUCUUGAUGUAAGCUUCAUGAAAAGAAUUAUUUAUCAUUAAAUAAUUUCUUUUUUUUCCUCAGUAUCUCGAUUGCCUCUGGGCUCAAAUAAAAAAUCUGCGGAGUAACAGGUGGAAUGAAAAGCAAAUAAUGCGACCAUAUUUAGCCUUUGAUGGUGUUUUGUGUGAUGCACUUCAGCACACACUCCCACAGAUUAUCCCCCCUUCUCACAACAAGUCAAUGGUUUAUCCCCUACCCAGGGUUGUCUUCAGAUUGUUUGAUUACACUGAUGUUCCUCAGGUAUUAUUAGCUUUAUGUUAGAAAUCUCAAUUUAUUAUCUAUUAUUUUUAAUUUGAAUAAUUUGUUGGAAUAAAUUUUACUGAUGAUUUAUAUAUAUAAAUAUAUAUAUAUAUAUAUUUUAGGGGACCGUUUUGCCUGGAAGUCAUGCCAUUGAAAGAUAUUUAAUAGAGGAACAGAUAAACCGGAUUAUAAAUACCCAUCAUUUAGAGAGGAAAGAUUGGUGAGUAUUUAGAUUUUAAAUCACACUUUAAGAUAGCUCCAUACCAAACUUUCUUUAAAACGGAUAAGACAUUAUUGUAAACACAUUUUCUUGAGUUUAAACAUUUUAAUUUCUAAAUGUUUCCUUCCAAAUUUGAUUUACCUUUUUAUUUUAAUGAUAAAAUCAAAGCAAUUUUAAAAUGUUAAAAAUCAUUACUCUUUCAGUGCUGUUGCAUUAUUGGGUUACCCUGCAAAAAACAAAAUUCCAUUGAACUACAUGAUUGUAGAGGUAAAUUUUAGUUUUGUCCUAUAAAUAAAUUAUUGUCCAUUUCUUCUAGUUGUAUUUUCGUUCUCUAAAAAUCCUAUUGCUACUUAAUCUUGCAUUUCAUCGGCUGCAACACUUUUUAAGAUGGAACAAAUUCAUGGUGUUUGGAAUUUCAUAAUAAUAAUUAGUGAUCUUUUAUAGCGCGGUACCCCAGCCUACGGCUGGGCUCACCACGCUGUACAUAAAAAUAUUAUCAAAAUAGACAUAAUCAUGACAUUAAAAUCAAAUACAAUUUUGAAAUAAAUCCCAGCAUGAACCCCAGGACUUUAAAAAGGCAAACCAUGGACGGCAGCCAACAAGAUCAUUUAUCGGUCAAAGAAGGGGAAUCAGUCAGGGUAGUAUAGUUUAAAGAGAUGUGUUUUGUGUGCAGUUUUGAAGGCAUGGGUGGUUGGUAUAUAGCGGAUGUGUAGUGGCAAAGAAUUCCAUUGUUUGGGGGCGUAGAAAGAGAAAGAUCGUUUACCAUAUGUUUUAGUGUGUGUCUUGGGAAUGGACAGAAUACGCGUAAUUGAAAUAUUUAUUUGUUCAAAUAAUGCCCCACUUCAAAUUUAUAGUAAGAUAUUGCAGACAAAAUGAGUAAAAUUUCUAUUAACUGAUAAAGUUUUGUUUGUUUCCUGCAGGUCAUGUUUGGGCAGUUGUUUGAAUUGCCAAGAGCUCCUUACUUGGAGCUUUUUUAUGGUGCAACUUUCAUUGAGCUGUGUAAGAUUCAGCCCUCAUCAAUGCCAGAAGUUGUAUCCUUUAUAAUAUUGGUUUAUAAUUAAAGUGUUUUAGUAAUCUAUACAUUACUUUUAGUUCUGUUUUAAAAUAGUUGUUUAUAUGUGUGAUUUUUAUGUUUUUACAAAAUUUUAUCCUUAAUGAAAAAAUUAGCUUGCUCAAGCCUCAGAGAUGCUUUUUGACAGACUGGACACAAUGCAUUCAGUUUGUAUUGAGAGGUAAUCAUACAUUUGUUUUUACAUAGAAGUAGUUCCAUCCAUUUAAUGUCGAAAUAAAGGGCAUACAGAUAUAGUUUCCUUCUGAUCCCAUUAGAUUCUUAACUUUAAAAAAAUUAAGGAAAUGUAUUAGAAGCUACUGAGUUUACAUUUAAAUUCUAAAAAUAUUUUGUUUUUAUCAGUUGACUUAUUGAUUGCUUGCUGCAUGCGUGAAAGAAUUACAAUUUUCAAUGGUUAAGCAAUAAACGUUUAAACUAAUACAAUAAACUUAUUAUUUUCUCUCACUAGGUUUGUGCAUUGGUUUUCAUACCAUCUCAGCAACUUUCAAUACAAAUGGAGUUGGGAAGACUGGGCAGAAUGUGUCAAUAUGGAUCCAAAUGCUCCAAAGUCUAAGUUUGUCAGAGAAGUUUUACUUAAGUGUUUGAGGUAGGCAGCAGCCCCAGUGUUAUUAGUUACUAACAUGCAAUUCAGGAUGUCAGUCUUCAAUCAUUUUUAGUAUUUUAACUAUUUUGAAUUCUACUUUUUGUAUGGGGUGGAUUGGCAAAUGCAAUUAGCUAUUUUGCUCUACGGCCAGCAAAUAUCCGGUAAAGCAAAGAAAAAAGCAAAUACCGAUAUUAAUUUUUAAUAUAUAUCCCAGUACCAAUUAACCUUAUAAAUAUAUCAUUCAGGAAGGAAAUAAUGUGAAAAAUAUUUUACCCCCAUUCCUGAGUACAUAAAUAUAAGCUUUCAAUCCAUCCCCCCAAUUUAUUUAUAGACAAUUAACGGUGUAAACCAUGUUAAAAAUGUUUGACAGGUUUUCUCUCCUGUCUGUUCGGUGUUGUAGCCUAGUCACUCCUAAAUGGGACCAUAAAAAUAUCACCCGAUUUUGAUAACUUUCUUACCAAUUCCAAUCGAAGGUUUCAGGGCAUGAUAUCUAGCAGACCUAUUUGUAUAGCCUUCAAAAAUAAUUAUCAAUCAUAGAAAUCAUUAUAUCUAGCAGACCUAUUUGUAUAGCCUUCAAAAAUAAUUAUCAGUUAUAGAAAUCAUGGAUUUCAUUUAUUUUUGGGAGAUAUAUGGCUUUAUUAGAUAUCAUAUGAUAAAUGGGCUAUUUAUGGACUGUCAGAAUUUUUAGGUAAAUGUAAUGCAUAAUGUAAAUACCGAUACUUUCUCCUAGGCUUUUUAGAACAAUAUCACCUUAUGGAAUUGAUUGAAUUCUCUCCUACUAGUGAUCCUCAGUUUCCCUGUAUUUCUCUUCCGAUUUCUUAUAUUUUAAAUAUUUCCAAAAUAUUUUUGUCAGUUAAAUUUAUUUUUUUUCACAGUAAAUUUGCAUGAAUUCUUUUACUUCCUGAAAUCCUUGUUUUGGAAAAGCUAACUUCUGGUUAUAACUUGAAAAGGGAAAACUUAAGUUUUUGAACUACUUUCUAUUUCUUGUUGUUUCUUCAUUUGUCCUGUCAGGUGAGGAAGGCUCUUAACCGAAACGUUCUUCUUUUACUGUUCUGUCUUUCUAUUUCAAGCUGCCACAUACCUUGUUCUUCUAUUUCCAUAACACAGCCUGAACGUACUCCUUUAUUUGUUAAGAAUAUUUAUCUAUGUGCUGAAAAUGAAUAUGUACCAUGUAAUAAAAACACAUUUCCAUCUAUUUUGAUCAAUAAAAGAAUCAUGUAUAACUAGUUUGUCUUUACCAUCUUAUUUGGCAGAUUCUCCUACUAUCAAAGAGUUGUUGAGUCAGUGCCAGAAUCGUUUGCUUCUCUCUUGCCUCCUGAUCCUAAACCUUUUUACAAAUAUGAACAAGAAGGUGCAGGUAUGUAUUCUCCAUUUAUAGAUUACCGGUACCAUAGCAUUGUUAUACAAAUAUUGAAAACUAAGGCUUUAACCAAUGCAGUUUUUACAUCGGGUCCGGGUAUUUUAAGAAAAAAUCAACCAGAUAGUCACACCAGAAGCUUGCUGCGGGACUGCUUUUUUUCCCCACUCAGUACUAUAAAUAUAAAAUGUGGAGUUGGGGAGGGUGUGGUUUUGAAGAGGAAGCAGGAUGAAUCAGAGAAAAAUAUUUAUAAGAGAUAACAAGAAGGUGUAGGUAUGAUAUCUUUGAUAUAGAUUACCAUUUAAUUUGCAAUGCUAAUUGAAUUAUUGUAUUAUGUCACUAUAUCAAUGUUCCUCCAAUAAAUGUAUUUCCAUUAUUAAGUUUUAAACAAUUCUAAUUUAAGUUUAUUUUCUAUCCAGGAUCUCUUGCUGGUACCAUGCAUGCACAUAAGUUAAUUAGUUCUAUCAGGAGUAAGUGCACACCAGAGGAGGCAGCUCAGCUUCUCAAAGACUUGCCUAAUGUCUAUCCAAAUGGUCAAGAGAAUGGUAAGUGACAUCCAAAAGAACUUGCAAAGUUAAAAUGUACAUGUUUUAUAAGUCAGAUUGUUUACUGUACCAAAUUCUGAGGUAUUGCCUUAUUUAUUAUUAAUAAUAAAAAGAAAUAGACUUAGCCUAGGCCAAAGUUAUCCUGUUCUAACAUUUGGCUCAGAUUGGUUUAAGGCAAUCCUCACAUAUUAUGCUUUAUCUUUAAUUAAGAGCAAUAUUUAAAUCUUACAAAUGAAUAUUCAAGGUAAUAUUUAUUUUUAUUAUUUAAUACUAAAUUUAUAAUUUAAAGAGCUGUUGCCUGCUUUUGUCAGUUCCUGUCUGUCAUUUUUUCAUUGAUCUCCUUUUAAGUUUAAGUUACUUCUGGGUAAAUUAUUUUUCUACUAAUGUUGUUCAAUAACAUUAAUAAUAAUACAAAAAGAAAUAAUGGAAAUUUUUAAAAUUUAGAUGUUUUUAUAUCUUUUAAAUUACCAGGGUAUUAUUAUAAUAUUUAAAAUGAACUGUGGUAAUAUCGAAAAGGCCAUGCUAUAAUACCGUAAAGGGUCGCUAUUGAAAUUACUUUCAUUAAAUGCUGUUUUUAUGCACGCUCAGUCGCCAAAUGCGAGUGGAUGAAGUACAUAUUUUGUUUGCAUAGAAAAAGUAGCCUAUAUUCUAUAUAUUGUUUAAUUAAAUAUUGCUGACAUACAUGUGCCCAUAUAAUGCAAACCCCUAAAUUUAAGUUAAAAUUUUUACUAUACACUUCUAGCAUCUUUUGAAGUAAUAUACACAUUAAAAUGUUUCCACUCUCACAAAGGUGUGCUUUAUUUGAAACAUAAUAACAUGUCAAUUGUCAGCUUAUUCGUUAUGACAGUAUAAAUAAGAUUCUAGUACGUUUAAUUGCAUAUCAAUUUUACUUAAUUAAAAUUGUAGAAAUUUUUGGUAAACAAUAAUGAAUAAAGCAAUUAAAACUUACCAAACUUAUUGGAUAGCUGUGGGUAAUGUCAUUAUCAAUUAUCAUUGGAAAUGAGAAACAUGGGGGGAAUGAUAAUUCACACUCUCAGAAUAAGUCUCAGUUGCUAUUUUGUCUUGGGAUGAGGUGGGUAUCCCUAUCACCAACAGACACAUGUGGUGAACAGAGCUCUUCAGUGGAGAGAAUUUGGUUUUCCAUGCACAACAUAAUUGUGUUUAAGUUAAUGUAUAGCCUAUACAAUAAAAAUUAUUCUCAAAAUAUUAAAUGCAAAUUUCAUUGUAUACGGCAAAAAUUAUGCAUUCAGUAAGUCAAGUAAACAGUUGUAUCUAAAUUUAAUGUAGAUAAUGAAGUUGUCUGUUGAAUGCUAUAUUUUUAUGAACAUUAUAUUUCUGUUGAAAUGACUAAAAGAAGAAAAAAUGGUUGAAGACAUACUGCUUAUGGCUGACAGAGGUUAAAGCAGAUGGGAGCUAAAAAUGUGGAGAAGAAUUCCGACUAACAGAAAUCUGAGACAUUUAAACUGCAUUUCAUAAUUAUUUUCAAUGUUUGAAUCGACUUCGCUGUGUGAAACAGCACUAUCAAUUAUGUAUGGGAUUCUUCAAGUCAAAAUGCAAAUUUUGAAUUGUUCAUGUGAAUAUUUACAGUCAGCCAUGAGCUGUGCCUUAUGAUUAAAGAGUAAAAGAAAGGAAUCAUUGGAGUUAUGCCCUAUUGUCUAGCCUAUAAGUAUCAGAGAUUUCAUUUUGAAAUAGGUUAAGCAGAGGUAGGUUUUAAGAAAGGUUAAAAAAAAAAAAGUAAAUAUAUUUAUACUUCAGUCAUUAAAUAAUUGGCUCCUGCACCUUUAUAUUUACAGAGAAUCCAUCUUUCAAUCCACUGAAGAUAGAUGUGUUCUUUUCUACUCUUCUUCACUUGGGUUCCAAGUCUAUCAGUCACUCCUUCGCUGCCCUGGCUAAGUAGGUUUUAUUACCGUUACUUUCAUGUGUACAUCCUUAUAUAAUAUGGUUAGAAUUAAAGAAUCAUAAUUGGACGAGGUUAAUUAUUUUGUAUUGUCAGAAUUCUAGUUUUUAAAAUAUUUCUUUAAAUUGUUAAACUGUAGCAUAAAUAAAGCUGGAUCAACAUUGAUAAUGUUGCUUUAUUAUUUUUUAUAAAGCUACUAGUUUUAUGUAUUCAAUUUGUUUUCUCUAUAUAUGCUUAGGUCUGCUUAAUUCUUAUAAUUGAGAUUAACUUUUAUCUAUAUUUUUUUUAUUGAUUCAUUUGAUGUUACACUAAUUUUCAUUGAUAAGAUUCCAUCCUAAUUUGAAGUCUCUUGCUGAGUUCGAGGAUGGAAAAAUAUGCCUUUUAAAAGUCCUUUAUGAAACAUGGAAAAAUAAUCAACAGGUAUAAAAUAAAUAAAUGAUUAAAAUGCAAAUGUACACUUUAAAUUUUUUUUUCUUUACUUACUUAACUUAAUUCACUUUAACUAUCUUACUGGCAAGUAUGUAAGUUGUAUACAUUUGUAAGAUUAAAUUGUACUAUUUGUUUUGUUGAUUGUUUUAUCUUAAAGCUUACAUCAUAUAAAAGUAAAUUUUCGACUAUUUCUACUAUCAGAUUUUUAAAAAAAAUGACAGGAAUUAUUACUGAAAUUGUAUGCACGAAUUGCAUAAAAAUUUGCUAAGAACUACGUAUACAUAAACUGAACAAGGAAGCUAAAAACAUGUAUAUUAAUGUUUUUCUUAAAUUGACCAAUUUAAUUCUUAUUUAUAAGUUAUAAAAAAUAUAAUUUUUAUUUAAGAAAAAUAUUCAAUUCUUAUUAUAAGUUACAGGUAUAAAAUAUAUUGACAUUUUCCCAUGUCAUAAAUGCAGUGUUAUAACUUGCAGGAUUUAAUACUUUAAUCAAAUUUUCUUUUUAAAGAUCAUGGUCGUUCUGGUUGAUAAAUUACUAAGAACAGAAGUGGUAGAGUGCUCAUCAGUUGCUAAUUGGUUAUUUUCAUUUGAAAUGCAACAUGACUUUACAAGGUUAGUAAUUCUGGAGAGAUUAUUUAUCUAAAACUGUUGGUCUCCAUUAAAAAUUAUAUUGAAAAUAAAUGUGUGGAGGAAUAAAUUUACUUCAGUGUAUUAUCUGGUUGGCUAUUUUAAAAACUACAUUUAGUACCACAGUUGAGGAUAGAAAUAUUUUCAUCUGUUUAGGUGUGCACCCAUUUUUAGAAAUAUUUUAAGAGUUUAACAUACAUAUUUGUGUCUUUAGAUCAGGUAUCACAUUAUGAUUGUUUCUUUAGAUGAGGUAUCACUCUAUAAUUAUGUUUUUAGAUCCAGGGUAUCAAGGUUUGUAAUGUCAACAUUUAUUUUCUCCUGCCACUCAGUUUCUAUGUAUGGGAAAUAAUGCAUAGCACUAUUAAGAAAAUGAGUCGUCAUGUUGAUCAGCUGCAGCUUGAUGUUGACAAUGCCCAUGACAAACAAGAAGCUGCAAAAAGAAAGGUUAGUCACCAAAAGUGAAUAUUUCUCUCUAACAUUUGCAGUGUUGCUGCAUAAAUUUGAUAGUUAUUCUUUCUUCUAGUUUCUAAACUUAUACAUAGAUAUUUUUUUAGUUAGCUGCAAUGUUAUAUCUGAGAGAAAACCGGGACUAAAUUCUGAUAAUAUAUUGCAGCAAAUUAUUUAUUUUAAUUUUAUAUUAGUUUACUGUUAUUUGUUUGCUGAAAAAAGCUUCUUGCUGGCACGUUUGAUGUUUUAUUGUGUCCUUUUUCAGGUUUUCCCCUAUUUUGUUUUUCUUAUUUUCUUUUACGUUUACCAAACUUGAUUGCUGUCUCUCCCCCUUAUUACCUAUUUGCCACUUACAUUUCCUAAAAUGUAAAAGCCCUUAAAUAUACAGGUACAGUGGCCAUAUUAACAGGGAUUUAAAUAAUAUUUAAAGGUACAAAAUCUGGGGAAGGAAAAUAUAAUUUACUUUCUACUCAUUCCCUCGUGUAAAUUAAAUUGCUUUCUACUCAUUCACUCGUGCACAUAAAAUUGUAUUUUACACUGCAGUGGAGGUAAAAGUCGUUUUGUAUGGAAGCCACUGAAGAAAAAUAUGAAUUGUUGAGAAUACUGGGAUAAACAGUUAAGUGGGGCCAGGGGAGCGGUGGGGUUAGGUGCAGUAUGUUGUGGAAUUGGUGUCCUGCCCAUGAACAAAAAUAUAUUAUUGCAACGCCUUAUUUGACAUUGUUUCUGUUAUUUUGUUUGCUCAUCAGGAAGCAGAUGGGCUGGAUGCUGGUGAAGAUGAUGUUCCAAGUGAUGAAGCUAUUGAAAGGAUGGAAGAAAAACUUGAAGCGGCUACGAGUGCUCAGAAAAAUCUUUUCCUUGUAAUAUUUCAGGUUGGUUAAGUUUUUAACCUUGUUAAUUGGUGUUGUAAAAAUUGAUGCACAUUAAUAUUUAAAAAAUUAAUGUUGAAGAUGAAACAAAAAGCAAUUAGUUGAACUAUUUUUAAAAAAGACAAAAUUUAUUAUAAAUUUUAAUGAAAAAUUAAUACUCCUAAAGUUAUACAAGUUCUAUUUUUUCUAGAGAUUCAUCAUAGUCUUGACUGAACAUCUUGCUAGAUGUGAAUCUGCUGGCGUGGACUACAAUACACCAUGGUACAAAUGGGUCAUUGAGCGACUGCAACAAGUUUUUCUAAUGGUAUGUUUUUAAAAAAUAAUAUUUAGUCACACAAAUACAACAUUAAAUUGUAUAAUAAUCGUAGAGGAAUUACACAAGCUAUUGACCAAAGGACAGACACAAAAAAUGGCUGCUUGUGGGCUCUUUGUUAUUUAAAAAGAUUUCUUGAUUUUAAUACUUUAAACCCGUUUUGUUAUAAAACAUGAGUAAUUUGAUAUUUCUCUUCUUUUUUUGCAGCAUCACGAGCUUGUAUUUCGUUACAUCAACACACUGGAGCAACUAUUAUUCACUAGUGACAUUGACAUUCACAUCCUUGAAGUAUUUCAGCAAUUUUGUGCUUUGAGAUCUUAAGACAGCCAAGAAGAAAUUUAUGUUUUAAGCUUAUUUUAAUGGUUGUUUUGUACAUUUUUUAAAAGGAUGUUUUGUUGCAAAUGUUAAGUUUCAUCAACUGUUUAUAAAAGUUUGUUUCAAAACAUGUUACAGUACCAUUGUCCUUUCAGGUUAACUGACAACUCAAAUAACUCAAAACUAAUUGUAUGGAUUUUAAUAAAAAUUUUACCAGUUUUAGAACACAUUAAAUUUAAAUUCUUUAUAAAUUUGAAAGUCUCACUGAAUUAAAAUUUGAAAAGCUUUUAAUUUUAAAUAUUAAUUAAGAGUCUUUAACUUUGAUACUUUUUAUAAAAACCAUCUUGCUGUUUUUCUUCUCUGAUGAUUUAAUAGACUGAGACCAUUUUAACUUGGAUUUACAUUUUGUCACUUUUAACUUUUAAGAAAUGUAUGAAUUAUAAGUAUGUUUUCCUUUGAUUUGAAGAAUGCUUGUUAAGUUUGCAUUACCAUAUUUAAUCACAUUUAAGUACAGGUACCCUACAAAUUUUCAUCAUAUGUCAAGCAUUAGGUAGGCUUAAAAAUUCAAACAAGAAUGUUAUUCUUAGUAAGCCAUCAUGUGUUUAAACAAGGUUUUUUUUUAUGUGAUCUUGUAAUUUUAAUUAGAUUUUGUAAUGUUGUUGUAUUAUUAUGUAAACACAAAAUUACGAUAUUAAAAUUUAUUAGAACAUAUUGUUGAUUUAGAACUAUUUCCUCACCUUUAGCCUGCGGGCUGCAGUAUGACUUAGUGAUAAUGCUCUAUGUUUACCAUAUCAGAGUUAAUAUCAUUAGUUAAUAUUACAUUUACAUAUGCCUGAAGCUGUACUGAAAACAAAUCACUUUUUGUUUUAAAAUCUGUCAGAUAUAUUGCUCAGAAAACAGUAAUAGGUUAUGAUCUUUGGCUUAUGCACAGGACAUAUCCAACAAAACUCACACCUCAACUGCAUGAAUCCAGACAGAACACCAUAAUGCCUCCCUCUGCAUACAUGCAAGCAAGGACUUCUCAGGACUUUAGCUGUACUCAUCUACAUUUACUAUACCGGUACUUGACUUUAAUAUCUAGAAAAAUAUUAACUAUAGGAGUCAUGCCAAUUUCUCACAAUAGCCUCAGUGCCCAAAUGGAUCAGGAUGAUGUUUUGAAAGUUGAACCAGUUAAUGAUAAGAAUGCCUUUUGGAUGAUUACUACUUAGUUAUUGAUUUAAUCCAAAUCAUUGUCACUUCCAUUAAAUAACAUGCUUUUUUUCUAGAGUGUAAUUUUGUUUUUAUUUAUUUAAACAAGAUGCUCUGCCUCAGUCACUUGAAGGUUUGUGUUUUCUAUUAAUAUAAGAACCGGUAUUGCAUAUUAGUACACUGGUUCAUUACAUUACAAUCUGAAAUAAAAACUUGGGUCCUCAACACAAUAAUUAUUAUU